Molecule: messenger RNA, 960 nt
Organism: Striga hermonthica
Lineage: Eukaryota; Viridiplantae; Streptophyta; Magnoliopsida; Lamiales; Orobanchaceae
Source: the annotation of a GenBank genome assembly
AUGGAGGGUGUUUCGUACCAGAGGUUCCCGAAGAUCAAAAUCCGCACGGUUAGGGACGAUUUCAUGAAGUUCGAGCUGCGCGACACCGACCCCAGCAUCGCCAACGCCCUCCGCCGCGUCAUGAUCGCCGAGGUCCCCACUAUCGCCAUCGAUUUGGUCGAAAUCGAGGUCAACUCCUCCGUCCUCAACGAUGAGUUCAUCGCCCACCGGCUGGGGCUUAUUCCCCUCACCAGCGAGCGCGCAAUGGCCAUGCGCUUCUCGCGCGACUGUGACGCCUGCGACGGAGACGGCCAGUGCGAGUACUGCUCCGUCGAGUUCCAUCUGCGUGCCAAGUGCAUCAACGACCAGACGCUUGAUGUUACCUCUAAGGACCUCUACAGCUCCGACCACACCGUUGUUCCAGUUGAUUUCUCUGACUCCUCGUCCGGGGUUGAAAACACGGAUAAUAGGGGAAUCAUCAUUGUUAAGCUACGCCGUGGUCAGGAGCUGAACUUACGAGCCAUAGCUCGGAAAGGAAUUGGCAAAGAUCAUGCAAAAUGGUCACCUGCUGCAACUGUCACUUUCAUGUAUGAGCCCGAGAUUUAUAUCAAUGAAGAGCUGAUGGAAACCUUAACACUCGAGGAGAAAAAGGAAUUUGUUGAAAGCAGCCCUACAAAAGUUUUCGAGAUUAAUCCCAAUACCCAACAGGUUUAUGUUCAUGAUGCUGAGGCAUAUACGUAUGACGAUGAGGUGCUGAAGAAAGCUGAGGCCAUGGGAAAACCAGGUCUGGUUGAAAUCAACGCAAAGGAAGAUAGCUUCAUCUUCACGGUCGAGACAACUGGCGCAAUCAAGGCAUCUCAGCUGUUGAUCAAUGCCAUAGAGGUGUUGAAGCAGAAAUUGGAUGCUGUCCGUUUAUCUGCUGACACGGUUGAAGCUGAUGAGCAAUUUGGGGAAUUGGGAGCUCACAUGCGUGGCGGUUGA